Molecule: messenger RNA, 720 nt
Organism: Kluyveromyces marxianus DMKU3-1042
Lineage: Eukaryota; Fungi; Ascomycota; Saccharomycetes; Saccharomycetales; Saccharomycetaceae
Gene: RTS2
Product: Rts2p
Exons: 1
Coding region: 1-720 (239 amino acids)
Biological process (GO): DNA replication; DNA damage response
Cellular component (GO): nucleus
Molecular function (GO): zinc ion binding; double-stranded DNA binding
Source: RefSeq, a predicted model, not a curated record
AUGGCAGCGGGAGAUAUUGGUAGUGCAUCCUUUUUGAAUAAGCAGCUCAAGAUGCGGGGCUUGCAGAAGCUUCGAUUCUACUGUCAAAUAUGUCAGAAGCAAUGUAGAGACGAAAACGGUUACAAGUCGCAUUGCAAGUCCCCAUCGCACUUGAAGAGGCUCAGUAAUAUAACACAUGAGGACAUAGAGCAAUAUACGAUCCAAUUUGAGAAAGAUUUCCUUAGGUUGCUACGGCUUAUGCAUGGAGAGAAGAAGGUUGAAGCGAACAAAUUCUACAACGAGUUCAUUCAAGACAAGGAUCAUAUACAUAUGAAUGCUACCAAAUUCACGUCAUUGACACGAUUCAUUCAGCACCUCAGUCAAAAGGGUAGUAUUCGUGUGCAUGGGAUUGACGAACUUACGAGCGAUUCGGAUCCCGGACGAUUUAUGAUUAGCUAUAUUGAUUCGUCAUCAGAGAAUGUAAUACGGAAGAAAGAGAUAGAGGCGUUGAAGCAGGGUGAACGGAGCGAACAGGAGAUCAAGAUGAAGCUAUUAAAAGCUCAGAUUGAGAAAAUGAAGAAGGAGGAAGAAGUUCAAUCUACAAGUGUCUCGGAUACGGAUAAUGCGACGGAACCCAAGGUGGAUUCUCCACCGACUGCACCACUUAAACUAAAUCUUAGUGCAAAUAAGGUAAUAAAGAAGAAGCCUAAGAAGAAACUCGGCAAUGUAUUUAAGAAGUAA